Messenger RNA from Plodia interpunctella (Indianmeal moth), 3909 nucleotides. RefSeq names its product Zinc finger CCHC-type containing 7 (gene Zcchc7). The record is from RefSeq and is a predicted model, not a curated record. The transcript is spliced from 6 exons. The coding region runs from base 181 to 3666 and encodes 1161 amino acids. Gene Ontology annotation, molecular function: RNA binding; zinc ion binding. NCBI's taxonomy places the organism in Eukaryota, Metazoa, Arthropoda, Insecta, Lepidoptera, Pyralidae. Gene Ontology annotation, biological process: TRAMP-dependent tRNA surveillance pathway; nuclear mRNA surveillance of mRNA 3'-end processing; nuclear polyadenylation-dependent snoRNA catabolic process. Gene Ontology annotation, cellular component: TRAMP complex.
CAGCUGUCAAGUCAAGUCAAUUUGAUUUCGAGAUGGAGUGUUGGACGUGUCCGUAAAAAUAACACAAAAAUCCCUUUUUAUUUGUACUCGUAAUGCUAUCAGCAAUUUAAUUCCAAAUAACAAUUACGAUUAUGUUAGUUUCGUGUAGUGUUUUGUUUAGUUUUAAUUCGCUGGGGAAACAUGGACGAGGAGCAUAACCAAGAUGAAUUGGAGGAACGGCUGUAUGCCAUGCUGCAUCAUGUAGACGAGACGCAGGCUAACGUAAGGACGAGUGGAGAGAGUGAAGCCGUUAAUAUCGUGGAGAAUGCCCAGCGAAGCACCAUACGUCGUUAUUGGCGCACGAGUGGCGAUUCCAACCCGCCGCCGACACAGUUCCAGAAGGUUAACCCUCCAACACAAUAUCGGAAAGUUAACACACCACCAUUACAAAACCAAAAAAUUAACACGCCAAGAGAACCUCCUAUCGUCAAGACAAUAAGCACAGAUAAUCCCAAACCGAAAGAGGAAAAGAACGCAUCGCCACCACCAACAGCUGAUUUGUCAAUAUUCCAAACUCCGCCACAAAUUAUACAAAAAACCAUAGAAAUAUUGGAUAAUGAUGAUGUCACCAAAUCAGUUGUACUUGAGUCGAGUGAUGAGGAUGAAGUUAUUGAAGUGGCAUUGCCAGCAAAACCAACCAUAACUAUUGAAAGUUCAGAUGAAGAUGAUGUCUGUAUUAUAACAAAACCUAGUAUUCCAUCAACAGAUAAAGAGAAGGAAGCAUUAAAAUUCAAUAAUGAUAGGGAGUCUGCCAGUCCGGUACCGUCUGUAGUUUCUUCUGUGUCUGAUGACUUCAUCCGUGGGGAUUGCAUAGCUUUGAACAUUUCGUCUCGACAUCCAGACAAUCACAGUUUUGAUUUCAGUCUCCAUGGCUCUGAUUUGUUGGUACAAACAACUCCAACAAAAAAGAAAAGGAAGAAAAAAUCAAAAGAUAUAAAUACAUCUACACCCAAUGCAGACACACCCAACAAUACUGAUGUGUGCUUUGCUACUCCAAAAACCAAAGCUAAACAAAAGAAACAGAAAUCCAAAUCUGUACCUGGCAAACUGGUUCCCAGCAUUGACGUGUACGAUUCAGACAGCAACCAAGCCAAACAAAACACGUAUAUUGUAACAGACAAAAGUCUUCCGAGUGCAGAUGUCUAUGAUUCAGACUCAAAUCAAUCGGAAAUUAAAGAAAAUGUACCGUGUAAAACUAAUAUCAAUAAAGAUGUAAACAGCUCCGAGAGUAGCAUUUCUGUUGAGAGUACUUUGGAAGCAAGUACUCCUAAGACAACAAAAUCUAUAAACGACAAGAGUGUCACUGAUGAUUCAAUUGUUGAUUUAACUGACAAUGACUACAUAACGUUGGAUAGGACAGGCAUUACUGAGAGUAUUGUAAUGGCCAAUGUCACAGGCUUUGUUGAAUCAAUGGACUAUGGAGAUGAGCCUGUAGAUUCCCAAGCUCCUGAUCCGUCAAAGUUAGGAUCAACGAAAAUCCCGCCUAUGUUGUAUGACAAUCUUGACUUCGAUAAUUUAAAAGGCAAAGACAAGGUGUGCAAACGACGGAGGUACUCGCUGACAACUCUCCGUGCAGAAAUGGAAAAGUUCUACAAUGAGAGCUGGGGCGGGGAAGAGUUCAACCACCGGGAGAUACAAAAAUAUAUGUCAAGGGAUAAAAACUUGUGGGUUAUUGACCCUAAAGAUAGGAUGCCUGGCCUAACUAAAAGGAGGACAACAACCUGUCACUACUGCGACCGGCCGGGCCAUCGAGACGACACGUGCCGAUUUAAACCUCCUGUCUGUUACAUGUGUGGCUCCACUGGACACUAUGAGCCUCGUUGUCCUGCGAAAAUAUGUGUCAAUUGUGGGUCUCCAAACCAAAUGUACUCGUCGAUGUGCCGCAACUGCUCGUCGUGGCCGCGCGUGACGUGCGCGGAGUGCGGCCAGCUCGGCCACCCCGCCACCCACUGUCCCGACCUUUGGCGCCGCUACCACAACACGAUUGACAUCAACAUGCCUUUGGAAGAAAGCCGGCAAUACAAGAAACACCAUCAACAAUACUGCAGUGGGUGUACACGUCGCGGACAUUUAGUUCACACUUGCCGUAUCACAUUACCCUUUUCUGGACUCCCAAUCAAUUCGCCGUAUGUCUCCGUUUACAGACCGUUGUAUCUACCCACAGUGGAAGAUAACUCAGAAGAUACUAAUAUCCGACAUGAGGAUAAUAAUGAGACGCCGUCAAAUCAAUCGCAGGACUCUUCACAAAAUUCCAAAUACUCUCGAAAUAAACGACAAUCAAAAUCACCAUGUUUACACGAACCUCAAAAAGAAUUUAAAAAGAAAAAACAAAGCUCCGAGACAUUAGAAGCUAAACAACACAACGAAGUUGUUGCCAGUAAAAAUGGUAAUUUCCGGAAAGUUUCAACAAUUAAAGAUGACAAUGACUCCAUUGAUCUAAACAUUAAUGUUGAAAAAGCACCAGAUUUUAUUCCAAUUUCAUCCAACAAUCAUGACAAAAAGGGUCAAGUGAUCCAGGACAAUGAAGUGUCAGAUACAAGUGAUGCCGUCACUGUAGCCAGAAUCUACGUCACUAACGAUAUUCUAGAUAAACUUAAAACAGUAGAGGGUCGAGAGUGGUUGAAGAUAACUAUGAAUAAGCAUAAUGUACUUGUGCAACAUGCUAAUGAGUCAUCAUUUUUGACCAUUAAAGGGAAAGUAGCUGACCAGGAGUCUUUCCAAAGUGAAUUAAGAGAUUGGACGUCAACAAAAUCUAAUAGUGACCGCAAUACUAACAGCGAAGUUGAAGCGGAUGAUAAUAACGAUCAUGCUUUAAGGUACAUACCCAGAAAAAGAGAACUAGUUCUGAAAAUAAUUAGUAAAGCUUUAGAUUCACUAAAUGAUGAUCUGGGUGAACCAAAAGAACUUUACAAAAGGUUGACUUAUCUCCAAAAACAACACAGAAUAUUGCUGAAACAAAAAGUAAUCAGCCCAGAUAAACUAUCUAACAGCACCGACGAUAUGAAAAAAGUUCUCAAAAAACUCAAUAUGGUACUUCUGGGCCAAGCCGGCCUCGCCAAUGGCCGGCAAUCUUUGACUAAAUUAUACGCCUUGCAGCAAAGACUCAUACAGCAAAGCGAAAAUAAAUUGCCAACCAAACUGAGGAAGGAAAUUGCUCAACAUUAUCAAUCUAUUUUUGUUGCAAUUGAAAGAAAUGACUACUUGGAACUGCUACAAAAAUAUCAAGGUAUUAACGAAACGCCUAUUUUCAGUCCAAAGAGGAAUCGUAAUAACAGAUUCGAUUUAGAACACAAUAAAGCAGAAAAUAAUGAAAUCAAUAACAGCAUUUCGCCUCGGUCGCCGAAACUGGCUAUGCUAAAUUCUACACCAGAGAACACUCCCAUCUCUGACACUAACAGUUUAAAUAAAGUUCCCUCUGGAACAUUGCGUAUAUUGCUGUCAUACCGUAAGAGGUUACAAAAUGCAUGUCUAAAUACUAAAAACCAGAAAACGCGUCGAGCUACCUUAGUAAGGAAACUGCACGCUUUAAUAAGUUGCCUAUACCGGAAAGAACGAGUAAACGCUAAAACUGCGAAAAAGAUGAAGAGAAUACAAUUUGAAACUCGUCAGUUUUUAACCAAUGUGUAACGUACUAAUCUAAAACUGACUAUCAAUAUCGGAUAUCGAUAUUAAAAUAUAAGCAAGUAUCUCGAUGGGGCUCCCGUCUGAUGCUUACGGUGUAUGGCGUUGUGUCAUACGUCGCUGUCCUGGCAAGUAAUUUCAUGAUCCCACAAAUCCGUGGGCCAGAUUUAUGUUUCUGUAUACUUGCUGGUCAGGUGUAAUAGCACUACUUAUGUUGUGCAUGUGAAAUAAACUUCUUAGUGUAAAGCA